Messenger RNA from Durusdinium trenchii, 737 nucleotides. NCBI's taxonomy places the organism in Eukaryota, Dinophyceae, Suessiales, Symbiodiniaceae. The record is from the annotation of a GenBank genome assembly.
UGUCAGGGUCGGACCGAAGGGUGGAGGGUUCCGGGUACGAUCCAGGGACUCAAUGGACCCUAGACUUUUCUCUGGUUCGGAUGGGUCGUUCUGAAAGUGGCGUUCGAUCUCAAUUCCACCCCUCAAGAGGUCCAGCUGGUAUGGUCUUCAUUGACACGCCCAGUGGUUGCGCCAGGCAGCUUGGGUCAGUUCCUGUGAUGUAGCGUUUGGCUCAGAUCCCUGAUCACGCGUGCCUGUGCACGCUCGUUCCAAAGUGGUCAAUGGAUUGUGUCGGCAUGGUCAUUGACUCCAAAGUGUCCGGAGAGAAGAAGGCGACGGAGCUCCCACGAGAGAUUCACCUUGCCAUCCGGGGCUUGGCCGGACUGUUGGCCUUGGUCGACGUGAAGGCCUCCAUCUCCAUCCAUGAGUUGCGUGAGAAGCUUGAAGAGCAGCUGGGCAUUCCGGCUGAGGAGCAGAAAUUGCUUCUUGGCACCGCCCCACUCAGCGAUUGCGCCUCGCUGUCCACGGCCUUAGGCAAGACCGAGGGCAAGUCCGACACUCAAGAACUGACCUUGGUGCGUGUGGCUGAAGAGAGUCAGGACCGAUCCGGCUGGUUAGACCGGGAUGCAUGGAAUUGGCGCUAGGCCACACACCACGUGUGCCAGCGCAGUUGCAAAGAAAGCUGGGCAUGGAACAUCGGGCUUCCCGACCUGGAGACAACUUGGAGAGACAGAGUUGAGCUUUGAUUGUGUUGUGGG